This is a messenger RNA of Penicillium concentricum, 1614 nucleotides long. RefSeq lists its product as uncharacterized. Gene Ontology annotation, molecular function: oxidoreductase activity. NCBI's taxonomy places the organism in Eukaryota, Fungi, Ascomycota, Eurotiomycetes, Eurotiales, Aspergillaceae. Bases 1 to 1614 code for a protein of 537 amino acids. The record is from RefSeq and is a predicted model, not a curated record. The transcript is spliced from 7 exons.
AUGCACUUCCAACGCCUUCUCGGUAUUACAACUAUCUUGGGCCUGGUUCUCCAGGGCUCAGCAGCGCCAGGGCCCUCUGGGACUGGGACCUGUAGAUAUACUACCGUGGCUAUCCUCGGAGGUGGAAUGGCGGGCAUUACUGCUGCGCAAGCUUUGAACAACCAAUCCAUCACCGACUUUGUCAUCGUUGAAUACCAGAACAGAAUCGGCGGGCGGGUGAACCAUACGACAUUCGGACGAAAGGCAGACGGCACGUCCUACGUGGUUGAACUCGGAGCAUACUGGGUGCAAGGAGUCGGUGCAACAAAUGGCCCUGGUAAGAAUUCCAUUAAUGAGGUAGAGAAUGUCACUGACCCGUCAUCAGUAAACCCGAUAUUGGGAUUGGCCCAGAAAUAUAAUCUAACAACGGCGCUCUCCGAUUUCAGCUCGAUCCAAACCUACGAUGACACCGGAUCAGUUGAUUACACUUAUCUACUGGACGAAUACGAAACAGCGUCCGAUAAAAUGGCAGAAAUUGGGUCAACUAUCCUUAAAAAUAACCUACAGGACAUGAGUAUCCGCCAAGGCAUGGCAUUAGGAGGAUGGAGACCCAAGGUUGACGAUAUGGCGGCCCAAGCAAUUGACUGGCUUAGAGGCGAUGUGGAAAGUGCCUCCCCCGUCGGUGAGAGCUCCCUCGCCUUCAGUCUUGCGGCAGGUGGCUUUACCUUUGGCCAAUUCGGGCCCGAUAACUACCUGGUCACGGAUCCACGCGGAUACAGCACCAUCAUCGAGGGCGAGGCAGCCACCUUCCUAAAAAAAAUGACAGCCGCCUACUUCUCAAUACCAAACUACUCGGACACUGGCGUCACAGUCUAUAACCAUGAUGGCACCUGCAUUAAGGCGAAGUAUGCCAUUUGCACAUUCUCACUUGGCGUCCUACAGAACGCGGCGGUGGACUUCAACCCUGAGCUCCCUUUGUGGAAACGCACUGCGAUCCAAAAAUUCACUAUGGGGACCUACACCAAGAUCUUCAUGCAAUUCAACGAGACGUUUUGGCCGAAGAACAGUCAGAAUUUACUAUAUGCCUCCCCGGACCGGCGGGGAUACUUCGCAUCUUUCCAGUCGCUGUCUGCCCCCGGCUUCUUAGAAGGCUCGAACAUCCUGUUUGCAACAGUACUCGCCGAGGAGGCUUACCGCGUUGAGCGCCUUUCCGAUCAUGAGACCCAGGCUGAAAUCAUGGUCGUCCUACGACAGAUGUUUCCCGGGACCACUAUCCCUGAACCAACUGCUUUCCUAUAUCCUAGAUGGAACAAGGAGGAGUGGGCAUAUGGGAGUUACUCAAACUGGCCGCUGGGGACCACUCUAGAGAUGCACCAGAACCUGCGCGCCAACAACUCGCGAUUGUGGUUUGCGGGCGAAGCGACAAGCUCACAGUACUUUGGCUUUCUACAUGGGGCUUGGUUUGAGGGAAGGGAGGCCGGAGCGCAGAUUGCGGGGUUGAUAAAGGGUUAUUGUACAAAUGUGACAGGGGAGAAGGAGUGUGGAGGAAGAAAGCAUUAUGAAACCUUGGCAGGGACCACGCCCCCAAACGCGUAUACCGUAGUGAACGGAUGGCCUGGUGGUUUACUUUAUUAG